AUGGCAAAGACCCCUGUUUCAUCCCUGCUAGACGCAGUUCGUUCGCAACUCGUCGUUGAUUCGGAUUCAGAUGGUGCAUUGUCUCCAGGCCGCUCAUCUGAGAGGUGUGACCCAGUCCGGGAAAGUGAACUCACCCACGCACACAAUCCACGCAAUCGACGCAGUAUACACAUCUCACGAAAAUCAAACAGCUCUUCGGAGCCCUUUCCAGAGUACGAGGAUUCCCCACCGAUGGACGCAGCCGAUGAGGCCUACAAAGAGGCAUUCACAGCAGUCAUGCAGGAAGACAUCAGAAUCCAUACUGUCGAACCUGCCCUGGAACCACUGUCAGAACAACCCGUGAAGAAGCAAUGGGUUCUGGAUGAGAUGACGAAGUGUCUCUCGAACCCACAGCUUACCGAAGACACCAGGAUGCGAUUCAUAGCUCUGACCAACAUGGUUAUUCGUCUGGACAGUGCCCUCUUCUCCGGGCCGAUAUAUGACUUCCUCAAUCCAUUUGCGACAGCUGAGGCCCAGAGCAUCGCAAGUUGCAUCCUGGACUUCGCCUCGUGGACGAAUAGUCUGCUGAAGGAACUUGUGGACAGGGCAGACAACGUUUGGAAUGUGCUGGAACUUAUCCUGGAAGAGGACAUCCCAGAAAUUGUACGCUACCAGCGCAUGGUACGCUUGGUUUCCGCUCAUCUGCAGAAGACUCGGCGUCUCGAACAACAUUUGCUUCAGUUGCUCCUCGAUCUGUACGAUGAAUGGGUUCACAAUGAUUUUCUCCGACUGCGCAACGCUCAGAUCGUCCAAGAAGCCCCACUGGAUAACAACCGGCUUCAUCUGACUCGGACACUUCACGCCAUCUGGGACGUUCUGUCCCGAGCAAUCGAGAACUAUGACAUCUAUCGCGCCUCCUUGAAUGCCAUCAGAGACAAGUUCUUUACCACGCCCGAUGAUACCGCUGGGUCUUCGUCGUUCAUAUCUCUACGUUGUUUUCAAGACUGA
Molecule: messenger RNA, 987 nt
Organism: Penicillium angulare
Lineage: Eukaryota; Fungi; Ascomycota; Eurotiomycetes; Eurotiales; Aspergillaceae
Exons: 2
Coding region: 1-987 (328 amino acids)
Source: RefSeq, a predicted model, not a curated record